CUUUAAACACGAUACUGCAUGCUUUACCGGCGCAUUGUCCCAUUUAAAAUGCAUACAAUUUAGAAGUCGGUUUAUUUUGCAGUAUUCAUGUGAAAUAACAAUGUGUCGACAGUUACAGGUCGUCGGCUAGAAAAAACCGAACACAUCAUUUACGUUAAACCAACGUCAUGUUCAUGCACUAAAAUAGCGAUAUACGAUGGCUUUACUUACCCGAAUACAUGCAUUUGAAUGCAGUGACGAAGGCAUAGAGGAAUGUCUUGAGCGUCCAUUGCUCAACAAUGAAAAAGAGUAUUUAAAAGCUGAACGUAGCAGAGUCGUUUUUACUCCAAAGAAGUACAAUACCACCAAUGAAGGAUUUCAAAAUGAGCCAGAGCAUGCAUUUCCAGUGAGAGGAAAUUGCACAACGCUUAAUGAGAACAGCAUAGGUUGUCUGAAACCUGGCGACCAUGUAGCAUGGCAACGUACUUACGUAAUAUGGCACCACGCAAUUGUACUCAAAAUUAAUACUUCAAACAGAAUGAUAUUAGUUGCGCAUUGGAAAAAAGUAAACGACGAACAAAGCACAUAUCAAAUUACUGAAGAAUGGGUCCCGUCGUCGCAAAACGGUCAAUUUUAUCGCAUUGACUACGAAAAUGAGAUAUCGACACAGAAUCCAACCGCCCUUGUUAUAUAUAGGGCACGUUGUGAAAAAGGUAAAACAAACUAUAAACUGUUAAAUAACAACUGUGAAUCAUUUGCGACAUACUGCAAGACUGGACAAUAUGAGAGUUCUCAGGAACAUUGGUUUUGGCACAAUAUAAAGCAAGCGAUUGUCGAAGCUUCAUCAGCUUUAUGCAAGUAUUUAGUGACGGUGGGAGGAGAUUUUGCGAGAGAGAUGUCUAACAUGACUUUAGUAGAGGUUAGGAACAAAUACAUCAGUGGAACCGUCGCCUUUGCCGAAACAGUGGAGAAACUAAAAAACGCAACCAAUAUUGUAGGGGCAGCCAUUGUUGUUUCCAUAGAAGGUUUCUUUUUGAUUUGGGACUUGAGUAAAAUGUACGAGCGAAGAAGAGAUGGUAGAAUUUCUAAAAAUACAUUCCUUGACUUUGCCUCCCAACGAUUUUGUAUAGCUUUAUUUGGCGCUGGACUUUGUAUCGGUGGUAGUGUAGUUGGAGCAACACUAGGUGGAGCUUUAGGCGGGUUAGCUGGUAGCGUAGUGCCACUUGUUGGAACAGCAUAUGGAGCGACAAUAGGAGCAUUCUUAGGAAGUGUUAUCGGUGGGGUUCUUUCAGGUAUCAUUGGCCGCGCAUUAGGUGCUCUGGUUGGACCAUACGUAAGUAAAGUUUUCAAAAAAAGAGACGAUAGAAAAACCGACAUAUCUGCAAUUAAAACUGGGGACCAUAUUGUGGUUUAUGGAAAUAUGUUUCACCAAAAUUGUAACGCUAUUGUUAUUGAAAGAUCAGGGACCACAAUUACUGUCAUUCGCAACACAUAUUCCGGGGGAGUUGUGGAAGAAGAAAUCACAAUAAAUGAUGGUGAUAAAGUUUCUAAAAAGGAAUACAGCCAGUCUGAAAGCUAUGACCCGGCAGUCGUAGUAAUUAGAGCCAAGUCUCAAAUUGGACAGCAAUAUUAUUCAUACUGGUCAAACGAUUGUGAACGAUUUGCCUAUUGGUGUAAAGCUAAAAAUUAAAAAAUCAAAAGACGUUCAACAUUUUUCUUUUUUAAAUCUGUUAAAUAGAAAUAUUCGCUUUUCGAGAAAACGAUUGUGUAAAAUAUAUUUCACGUUUAAAGCUUUAUUGAGCUCGAGAGUUAUGCAAUAUGAAUGUAUUUCUAUAGCAAUAUAUCCAUAUUACCAUUUAUCAUAUAACAAUCCCGAAUUGUCAUGUUAUGAGUUUGUAUAUCUUGUCAGCUUUUAAAUAAGACAAUGUUAAGAGGCAAGUUUUACAAUUUAGAAUCAAAAUGAGAUCGGCAGCGCCAAAAUUAGUUUGAACAAAAAAUCUAUUCUAAGAUCAUCUAAAAAUGAUUAUUUAAUUAAUAACUAUAUUCUGAUAUUAAAUUAUGCUUGUGUUGGAUCUUAUACAUGCUGUCAAUAUAUCUGACCUCAUGGUUACAUGUAGCUCAACAUGCAAUUAAUUAUACUAACGUACAAUAACGACGCACAAACAUGUGAGCAGGUAUUCCAACAUCUUUAUUGUUUUUAUCACAUUUACAAUUAAAAUGUGUAUGUGGUACGAAUACUAUCAUAAGAUGACGUCAUUGUGUAUACUAUUAUAUGAUAUCAAUUCCUAUUUUCCAAACUGCUCUUGUGCUUGUUUCAUGUUUAAAUUACAUAUCGCCAUGAUUAAAACAACAUCAAUCUUAAAAGGUUUUUAUCAUAUAAUCGAUAGAUUAUAGAUGUUGACUCAGAUACUGCUGUAUGCGUUAAUAAAGUACAAUUAUCUUUCCAGAUUUUUCGUAUGUAACGCGUAACAACUCAAAUCUAAAUUAAACGUGUGGAAAAUCAUCAUAUAAUUUGUAUAACAUACGAAAAGUUUCGAUUGGCAUUACGAAAAACGAUUUCACAUUAAUAGUGGACGUACUUCAGUGUUUUUUUUGUCUGUGUGUUUACAUAUUAUGUAUAUUUUAUUUACAUUGUGACAAAAGGACAUUCUUUUUUGUCAGAGAGAAGAGAUCAAUGAGAACGUUUUAGAAUAGUUUUACAACAGAACAUUUUGCAUAUUUUAAAAUCUUCGUUUGUUGGUAAAACGCAUAUCAAUAGAAUACUUUUGCAUUGUAUGAUUUUUCAUUCAUAAGUUCAUACAAGUUCAAAAGGUUAACGAAGGUCAAGUUAGCAAUCACUUAUGUCGCAUCACAUUUCCUUUGUAUACCCUAUGUGUAACUCAAUUCAUCUUGAGUUCCAGAGAGAGGUAUUGUGUGUAACGCAUAUUUUUCAUAUCCGGCGGUAUAAUAAUGUGAGAUCUAGAGAAUACAAAAACUUUCCUGCUUCACAUUUCGGCCAAAAUAUCUUUCACUCUUUUAUUUAUUGUUCUCAUUUUUUCUCGCUUAAACUUCACAAAUUAGUACGGCCCAACCUAUUUCAAUGUGAAAGAUACUCUCCUUACAAGAUUACUGGGUAACGUAAUAAAACGGAAAAUAAUGUUCUACAUAAAUUCAUCGCCAUGAAUGCUGAAUUAUUUUUGUGCGAAAUAGUUUUUAGAGCAAUAUGCAUUGUAUAAGAGAAGGUCGUUGCAAUUUAUUUUUUAUGCCCUCGAAGGAGGGCAUAUAGUCAUUGGAACGUUCGUCUGUCCAUCUGUCUGUCUGUCUUUCCGUCACACUUUGCGUUUAGUUUUUGCGUUUAGGUUUCAAGAAAUGCUCAUAACUUCUAUAUCGCUUCAGAUAGCAACUUGAUAUUUGGCAUGCGUGUGUAUCUCAUGGCGCUUCAUAUUUUGAGUGGUAAAAAGUCAAGGUCAAGGUCAUCCUUCAAGGUCAAAGGUCAAAAAACAAAUCCAAGGGAAGUAAUAAGCUUCAACGGGAGAUAAUUAUCUGUACCUGCCAAAUAAUAUUGUUUUUAUAAAUCAAAGCGGCGCAGAAAGGGGCAUUGUGUUUCUGACAAACACAUCUCUUGUUCGCAACUGGAACACACACGAAGGUGCAUAGCAAACAGAUGUAUUAGUUUUAAGGCGGCGCAAAUAAUAAACAAACACUGUCACCUUUACAGUUAACAUUACUUUCCAUCUACGUGUAUCCAGUUCUCCGCUGAACGUUAUUAGCCAUAACUGCUACAUAUUAGUUCAAACUCGGUAUGAGUACCAUACACGACAUUGGGCAUGAUAUAUACAAUAACACUUGUAUAUUUAAGACAACUACACAUGUAGUGAACAGGAACAUACAUGAAGGUUAGAUUGUUUAUCAAUUUAAAAGUGCUUUUUUUUAGAUUUUGUUAGAGUUUUGAAAGUAUUUCUUUCCAAGAUUUCGAGAUUCUAACGCAUUUUACAGAUUGUACAACAAAGAAAAGUGAACGCAACUAUUGUCAGUGCUCAAAUACUUGCAAAUUCGCUUGCGGUAUAAUAAAACGAACAUAACAAAUAUAUUAUAAUAAAAUUCAAAACGUGGUUGUAGGAAAAUUAUUGGUACACAUGCUACACAAACAUGUCAUACAUACAGAAUACUGUUACUUGUGUAAAUUAAUAAAAACCAAUAUUUAAUUUAACAAACUGUUUUUAUCAAUAUACCGUUAGUAUCGUUAUUGUGUUGCUUCUGAUGCGUAUUUCAUUUCGAACAUUUAGAUUGUCGCGAAAUCUGGUUUGAAAACACAUAGUAAACAUGGAAAUGGUUUGUCAUGGGUACACCAUAACGUACAUGAAAAUGAAGUGUAACAUUUCCUUUCAUUACACUUGAACUUAUUGUCGUCGGUUUUCGAAUUCUUAUCUAAUUUUGGUCACCUGUUUACAUUGUUUUGUUGACAAUCGAUAAAUUCGGGUUGCUACACAAGAUGAAGUAGAAAUAAGGAAGCCAUUUGGUAACAAAGCUUAAAAUCGUCUACUUAAAAGUAUAUACAAAUACAAAAAGUGAAAAAUGAUCAAAUGAUUUGCAUUAAGUUGUUUGAAUGUUGUAUAUUUCAUUUGAUGAUUUUUAAAUCCCAAUUUAUGUUUUCUUUAAAUAUGUUGUUAUUUAAAUACAAUUUAAAAUUUAUUAAAACAUCAUUUUAGAGAGACAGACAUUUUCAUUUAAUGAAAUGCCAGCACUAAUGUUCGUUGUACAUGUCUCAAACACCAUGCAUAUCGUACUGCGUCUGAAUUAUUGCAAACUGUAGAAUAUAUUUUAAAGGUUGUGAUAUAGUGAGGAUUAGUACGUUAGAAAUAAGCGUUACAAUGUGCUUGUUUAACUUUACUGUUUUAAACUUCAUCCAUCCUGAUAAGACAACAAGAACGGCAUCGCGAAAAUAGAAUAUAAGAAUGCGUUUUCGUACAUAGUUUUUCAUGUUGGUACUAUAUUUAUGCAAACUGUAAAUAACGUGUCCAAAGUAAUAUUGUUCUUGUAAAUAUGUGUUUGAAUUUGGCAAAUAUUGUUUAUAAAGUUCUCUAUACUUAAUUUGUAUAAUAAUUUCAUUAAACAAUUUAACAAGUAUAUUCAUUAAUGUCAAAAUAAAGUAAGCUUUUUACUUAAAUCUUUAAAUUGGAAUUCCAUUAUCCAAGUCGUCAUGUUAAAGAAUUGUUUAUAAAUUAAAUUGAUAUAACAUAUAAUCUUAGAUGAAGUACCAUAUAACCAAAAUAAAAUUAGAAAUAAUAUUGUUAUUUCCGCUUGUUUGCGAAAAAUAACUUCCACAAUGUCAUCCACUUUUUUAUUGUGCAUGAUAAGAGGCUUUAUUUGUGUUGUAUUGUUGACCUAUAUAUG
Dreissena polymorpha is the source of this 5352-nucleotide messenger RNA. RefSeq lists its product as uncharacterized. The record is from RefSeq and is a predicted model, not a curated record. The transcript has 2 exons. Bases 197 to 1669 code for a protein of 490 amino acids. Lineage: Eukaryota; Metazoa; Mollusca; Bivalvia; Myida; Dreissenidae.